CAAGGCGAAGGCAGGAUUAAUUUGCUUAUUGAACAAAGUUGAGGUGGGUUUUCUUGAUUCCCCCAGCCUUCCUCUUUCAGUGCAGCCUAAUGCACAGCCAGUGGGGUGACGAAGGCACUUCAGCAUCACUGUAGUCUGUUCUCCACACAGUUUUUCAGCGUGUUGCAAUCUUUCUGGCCACCUCAUUCUCCUCCUUAGCACACUGGAAGCAAAGUGGGAGGCAAUUUGCCACCUCAUAGCUACCUUUGAAAGCCUGAAGCACUCAAGUGACACACCUUCUCCUCCACAUUAUCUGCUUUCUCUCAGGCUGCAGGACUAAUCAUAAAGAAGACAGGGAAAAAAAAUCAGCCUUUUGUUUUGAAUAACAACUAGUGUUUUGUUAGCAGAUAUGAAUAGUCCAGGCCAACAGUCCCCACAAUUCAUCAAGUGCCGAACCAUUUCGGUAGGAACACACUAAUCGCAGUCAUUACCCAGCUAAUGAUGCAUUUUGGAGCAGCAAAGUGGAGGAGGAGAGGUGGCUGUGGAAUGUUAAACCAAGAGGUGGGGGAGUAUAAUGUACUUCCUUACAGAUCUCUCAGGAGGCAGAGCCUCCAGCUACAUUUUGAUUGUUCUUUUGAAUCGAGUAUUUUGUGUCUUAGCAAGUUCUGAAUGCCUGUUAUUUAGAAGGAACUAAAUACUCCCAUUGUUCGUGGAAAGCGUUUCGCUCGUUCCCGGAGCGUCUCGAAAAUUACCUCCUUGAAAUGCAACUAUUUCCAUCGAGCCGAGCAGCGGAACAGUUUGUCCCGAGCAGACGCAAUCCCUGCAAUCCCUGUCGAGGGGAGCAGCCCCACGGCUGCAUCCUCCGUCGCCAUGGCGACCGCUCAGCCCGCGGGGACCGGCGCGCACAGGGAUGCUCGGCACGGGGAUGAUGCUCGGCACGGGGAUGAUGCUCGGCACGGGGAUGCUCGGCUCCAGCAACUCCAGCGCUGAGCAACUUCCCUCGCCCUCGGUGUGGCCGCGGCUCCCGGCGGCAGCGGGCCGGCCAGCCAUGCAGGGCUCGCCGCGGCGGCGCUCGGCCGUCAGCAUCUUUAGCCAUUUCUUCCAGGGUCGGAGGCAUUCCUCCUCCGACCCCCUCCUCCGCAUGAGCCAGAGGCGCCGGAGCUCGGUGGUGGAGCUGCUCUCCUCGUCCACCCACCGCGUGAUGGUGGCUCUGUCGUCGCUCAGCCCCGAGGAGCUGGAUGCAACUUUUCCCGAGAAAAAAAGAGGCUCCAGGCGCCCCACGGCCAAGUACACGAAGGUGGGGGAGCGCCUGCGCCACGUCAUCCCGGGGCACAUGCAGUGCUCCAUGGCCUGCGGGGGACGGGCCUGCAAGUACGAGAACCCAGCCCGCUGGAGCGACCAGGAGCAAGCCAUCAAAGGGCUCUACUCCUCCUGGAUAACAGAUAACAUCCUGGCUAUGGCUCGACCCUCAACAGAAUUAAUUGAAAAGUACAACAUUAUUGAGCAGUUUGAAAGAUAUGGCAUAAAAACCAUAAUUAACCUCCAGCGUCCUGGGGAGCAUGCGAGCUGUGGGAAUCCUCUGGAACAAGAGAGCGGCUUCACCUACCUUCCUGAAGCCUUCAUGGAGGCUGGAAUUUAUUUUUAUAAUUUCGGAUGGAAGGAUUAUGGAGUGGCAUCUCUCACUACUAUACUUGACAUGGUAAAAGUGAUGACUUUUGCCCUGCAGGAGGGGAGGGUGGCUGUUCACUGCCAUGCAGGACUUGGGAGGACAGGUGUUCUAAUAGCUUGCUACUUAGUUUUUGCCACAAGAAUGAGUGCUGACCAAGCGAUUCUUUUUGUCAGAGCGAAAAGGCCUAAUUCCAUCCAGACCAGGGGGCAGUUACUGUGCAUCAGGGAAUUCACUCAGUUCUUGGUUCCCCUGCGAAAUGUGUUUGCCUGCUGUGAGCCCAGGGCUCACACAGUGACCCUGUCCCAGUACCUGACCCGGCAGAGGCAUCUGCUCCACGGCUACGAGAGCAGGCACCUCAAGCACGUGCCAAAGCUGGUUUACCUGGUCUGCAAAUUGCUGCUGGACUUGGCUGAGAACAGGCAGGUGGUGGAGGCGGAGCUGCUGCACAUCCCAGACCUCUCAGCUGAGAUCGAGAAUACCGUUUCUCAGUUGGUGUCCACGCAGCUCGACCAAGACUUUGCCAGGCAGGACAGCGAGAUGUCAGACUCAUCCCACACCCACUCCUCUGCUUUUGAGACCCAGGAUUCUCAUUGCUCCCUGGGUCACGAGUGUGAUUCUUUCUGUAAAAGAAGGAAUGUCGAAUGCCUUCAGCCUCUUACUCAUCUGAGAAGGCGUCUGAGCUACAGUGAGUCAGAUCUGAGGAGACCCGAGUUUCUUCUAGAACAAGACAACACUCUCUGGACAGUGCCUGCUCAGAUACUGCAGUGCAGCAAACUCAAGCAGAACAGCAGUGAGGAAUGUUCUGCCCCAGGUGAACCGAAGGCCCCGCAGGAACUGAACAAAGAGGCCUUAGUGCGCAGCACGUGCAUGUUCUGGAGCCAGGGCAGGUUCAACCUGGAUGGACGGAGAGAGGGGCCCUCACUGUGCCACAGGAGGAGCUCCACCAGAGAAGUCCAACGCAGCAGAACCUUCUCUUCAGGCCUUGCCUCCAUCCACAACGCCAGGGAACCCGGAGUGCCGAGGCACGGCUUUGCUGAGGAGCUCGGGCCCAGGAAGCACCUCAAGACUAACAUGUAUGGCAGGACAGUCUUCGCCUCCGAGGACUCUGACUCUUCUUCUUCUUCUUCCAAAGCGAACUUUUCCAUUGGGUAUGAAAGCCAAGGUAGCAGAGAUGUGUCGGAGACAAUUCCACACAUUGUUCUGCAGUCAGAAUUAAGUCUGGAAGCCCGGAGAGUUUUGGCAGCAAAAGCACUGGCAGAUAUAAAUGAAUUUCUGGAAGAGGAUGAAGUGAAGCAGAAGGUAGAAGUAUGGCAGAAAGAACUGAAUUCUCGAGAUGGAGCUUGGGAUAAAAUCUGCACCGAGAGAGAUCCUUUUAUCCUCUGCAGCUUGAUGUGGUCCUGGAUAGAGCAGCUUAAAGAACCUGUUAUAUCCAAAGAUGAUGUGGACAUGCUGGCAAAAAAUGGCCCGGAAUCACAGGAAGCACUCUACCUGCUGAGAAAGGAGCAGUGUCAGACUAUCCUUUGUAUUUUACACUGUGUGGUGAACCUGCAGAUGCUGCCAGAUGAUGUGGAGGAGGCCUUACUUGCUCGUGCUAUUAAAGCUUUCACCAAGACAAGCUUCGAUUCUGAAAAUGGACCAUAUGUUUACAAUACCUUGAAAAGUGUAUUUAAACAAACACUGGAAGAAAAAAGGAAAAGGAUUAAGGAAGGAACAGAGAAUCCUCCUUGAUUUCUACAAGCUCUGAUGAAGCAUCAGAUGGGCCUACCAAAUUAUUUUGCAUUUUCCAGCUACUGUAUUUUGUGCUACCUGGCAUGAUCUACCUAACUUGAGGUAAUAGUAGUUAUUAACAAAUCAUUUUAUUUUUUUAGAGGGAGUUUUAGUGGCAGUUGUUCAAUCUACACAGUUUUAAAGAAGAGCUCCUGUGUGACCAUACUCUGUAGCAUUUGAUUUUCAGGUACUGUGCUUUUAUAUUGUAAAGGGUUCUCCUGUUCUCAAAUGUGUUUAUUGAUUUAGAAACCUCUGUUAUUGGCAAGAAACAUUAUUUUCAAGCUACACCAUUGCCAUAAGUUCAGUGCCAUGAUACACAAAGGUUUGAUGAGUUAAUAUUUCUGGAUCACAUAUGUUUACAUUAAUGUUCUUUGAUUUUACUUUGCAGAAAAUAAAUAUUGGCUGAACCACUGAAA
Messenger RNA from Myiozetetes cayanensis, 3831 nucleotides. RefSeq names its product protein tyrosine phosphatase domain containing 1 (gene PTPDC1). Gene Ontology annotation, biological process: protein dephosphorylation; cilium assembly. Gene Ontology annotation, molecular function: protein tyrosine/serine/threonine phosphatase activity. Lineage: Eukaryota; Metazoa; Chordata; Aves; Passeriformes; Tyrannidae. Bases 890 to 3376 code for a protein of 828 amino acids. The transcript has 9 exons. The record is from RefSeq and is a predicted model, not a curated record.